AGCCGGCCAUUUUUCACUCCUCCGCCUCAUGCGCUCUGAUCCAGCUUCUCCUCAGCCUUCUUGCUUUUCUUCGCCUGUUACCCCAGCCAGCCCUAGCCAUCCUUUUGCGAAUUCCACAAGUCGUCUCGAAGUACUCCCUAAUAAUAUCGACGUUGAAGAGGAAUCAAGGUUAUAUGACCAGCUUUGCGAAGACAAUGACGAAAGGAGACCAGCCUCCAUCAACAUAGCACCCUCAGUAUUCUCAAGAGAAACCGCCAGUAUCUGGCUGGGAGACAACAUUGGGGAGAGCAAAGCUUUCACGCGAGAUGUGAAAAUUAGCGGCUGGACGAACGUCGGUGACAAAAUGGGCGGAGCGUAUAUCGGUGCGAUUUAUAUUGACUUCAAAGUUUUCUAUAGUUUGAUAAACACUUCACCUCCUAGUAUACGACUGUGCUAUAAAAACAAAAGAGGGCGUCACUAUUCAUGCUCACAAACGGUAUCGUUCGUUCCUCGAACUUGAAUCUGCUUUGCAUAGGACUCUUCCUCGCCAUCAACGUCGUUAUUUACCUCAGCUACCUCCAAAAGCACCGUUUGCGCGCUAUCGGCCUACUUUUCUCGAUCGUCGCCGACGUCAGUUAGAGUACUGGUUGUCUGCCGUACUGUUACACCCUGAUGUAGGGGGGUCAAAAGCCGUUAGAGUUUGGGUAAUGGACUAACGACGAUCCCCAUUUUUGAAGAUAAUCUUAUCUAUUAUCUAUGUAUCUUGUGCUAGCGCUCGGAUUUGUACUGUAUCUAUAAUGUAGCAAUUGGGUAAGUACGAAUUGAAUGUUGAACGUUGAACUCUC
This is a messenger RNA of Marasmius oreades (fairy-ring Marasmius), 824 nucleotides long. RefSeq lists its product as uncharacterized. Gene Ontology annotation, cellular component: endosome. NCBI's taxonomy places the organism in Eukaryota, Fungi, Basidiomycota, Agaricomycetes, Agaricales, Marasmiaceae. The record is from RefSeq and is a predicted model, not a curated record. Bases 29 to 499 code for a protein of 156 amino acids. The transcript is spliced from 4 exons. Gene Ontology annotation, molecular function: phosphatidylinositol-3-phosphate binding.